AUGAGAAGCUCUGUUCUUUCAAUUGCCGCUCUUGCUGCCGUCGCUGCUGCUGCAGACGAACUUCCAAACGCCGAUGUUGGUGCUUUGGAGGCUCUUUUCCAGGAUAUCAACAGUUACAGAGACCAGUACAUUGACUAUCUUGCCAGUGCAAGUGCUGUCAGUUUCCCAACCGGUCUCAUCGACAUUUACACCGCCAUGACUACAUACACGGAUGAUGGUUACACUUCUCUCUUCAAGACCAUCCCAUUGUCUGAGUUCUCCGAGAUCCAGGCCCUUGCUACCGCUCUUCCAUGGUAUUCUACCCGUUUGCUUCCUGCCGCUGAAGCUGAUGCUUCAAAGAUUGGAGGUGACUCUUCUGCUGCAACCACUGCUGCUUCAUCUAAGGCAACUUCGUCUGCUGCUGCUUCAAGUGCCGCCUCAAGUGUUGCCCACAACAGCACUGAGUCUUCUUUCAAGAACAGCACAUCAUCAUCUUCCGCCUCUGGAUCUUCAUCCGUGAAACUCACAUCUGUUUCGGAGUCUGCUUCUUCUGCAUCCGAAACUGCUUCAGCUUCCGAGUCUGAGUCAUCUGCUGCUUCAACUUCAGCUUCAUCCUCGAGUUCUGCAGCCGCCGCCAUCAACGCUGUUCCUUUCGCCGGCUUGUCGCUUGGCGCUAUUGCUUACAUGCUUUUGUAA
Molecule: messenger RNA, 675 nt
Organism: Brettanomyces bruxellensis
Lineage: Eukaryota; Fungi; Ascomycota; Pichiomycetes; Pichiales; Pichiaceae
Exons: 1
Coding region: 1-675 (224 amino acids)
Source: RefSeq, a predicted model, not a curated record